UCAAGCAGAGGAGUACGUGCGGGUUAAUGAGGAAUGAAUGAGGGAUUUCUGAAUAACAGCUUAAUUCAGGGAUUAAUUCAGUCCUUUAAUUCACGGAGACGCUCUGAGUCUCCCUAAGGACCGAACUCAGGCGGGUUAAACUGGACCGGACGGGACCGGAGGGGAGCUCCAGCAGCUGUAGUUCGUCUCUGAGUGAUGGCGCUGCAUCCAGCCAAGAGAGAGGCGCUGGUGGCGUGGGUGAACAGUCUGGACCUGGGCGAACGUGUGGAGAGUUUCAAUGACCUGCAGGACUGCCGACUGCUCCUAAAACUCGUCUAUAAACUGAAGGGGGAGGAGCUCAGCCAGGCUCCUGUAGACCUGCCCCAAGAACAGAGGCAGUGCAUCGUCUUGGAUUUCCUCCACGGCGUCUGUCAGGAGCAGCUUGUUCUUCCUUCUGAAGAACCCACCUCCAACAGAGAACAGUUGGAGAUCCAGCUCGCCAAGGUGGUUCUGCUGCUCUGCUUCAUCGGUCUGAUUAACAAUGAGCUGGUGCCUAAACUGGAGUUCGAGACAGAGCUGCAGAUGGCAUCGAUGUUCCGUCAUGUCCAGCAGGGGGAGAACGGUUUCUCUCUGUCUGAAGGUCUACAUAAACUUCUCACCGUCAGCCCGCUGAUACACACCACCUCCAGCAGCAGCGCAUCAUCAUACAGUGAUGAAGGAUCGCCGUUUUUUACCCGAUCUCGUUCUCCACGCGUUUCCUUCCUGGAGCUAAACACUGUGGCCUCCAGCUCUUUUGUCAGCUCUCCAAUCCAGGAGAUCAUAAACACACCACAGGUCCAGCUAAAGAGGCUUCGGAAGGAGCUGGCGCGCGAGGGUGACGUGAGGGAUGAGCUGGAGCGAGAGCUUUCCAAGCACAUCUCCACCAUUUCGGAAAAGGAGGGUCAGAUCUCUCAGCUCCACCACAGACUUCAGCGCUUGCUUAGGGACCAGGAGGAGUUUGAGAAGGAGCACAAAUCUGCACUGCUGGAGCUGCAGCAGAAGAACGAAGGGCUCCUCAAAAGAGUUCAUGAGGUACUAAAGCAGUGCCAAGAUCUGAAAACGGACAACACCCAAAAAGAUAGAAGAAUUGAUGAGCUGAUGGAGGAGAAUGGAACACUGGCUGCACAGGUACGAAAUGCCUUUGCCCAGCUGGCAAGGGCUGAAGAGGAGGUCUCCAAACUAACAGUGGCCCAUGAGUUGUCCCAAGCAGAGUGGGGGAGCAGAAGAGACUCCCUGCAGAAAGAGCUGAGCCAGGCCAUCACAGACAGGGAAUGCCUUAGUGAACAGAUUCAGAUCUUACAAGGCAAGAUCUCAGUUUUAGAGGAUGAGCUCUCCAGAGUGUCUGUACAACUCCAAGAAAAAGGUGAAGUUCUGGGGCCUGUUAUGGAGAGGGAGAAACUAAAGCAGGAACUGGCAGACUUGUCAUUAAAACUUUCCCAACUCGAAGAAACCAUUUCCUGCCUUCAGAAAGAAAAGAUGGAUGUUGAGAUGCUGUUGUUAGAAGAGAGAAGCUCUUUUGAAAGGGAAACCUUGCGAUUGCAGGGAUUAAUUUCAGAUCUCCAACAGGCAAUAAACAAUAUUCGGGCAGAGAGGGAGGCCCAAGAACAGACAGCAAGGCAGAAGCAAGAACUUCUUACUACCCAAAUAGCAGCUUUAGAAACUGAUCUUAACCGUCUACAACAGCUGGAAGUCCAGUUAACAGCAGAGAUUGCUAUCACUGCAGAACUUCGCCAGCAGCGAGUGGAGCUAGAGGCAAAAGUAGCCUCCUUGGAGGACACUAUCAGUAUGCUACGAUCCAAGUGCCAAGGCAUGGAAGUAGAGAGUGAGGCACAGCAGGAGAGACUCAAUAUUGUCAGAGCUGACCUGCAGAAAGCUCAGUCCUCCCUUGUGGAAUAUGAAGAAAAGCUUGCAGACCAUCAGAAGGUGGUAGAUGAAAACACUAAUCUCCGUGCCAGAAUCUCUGCUUUGGAUGACACUGUUGCACUUCUGCAAAAUGAGAUUGAUACAGAGAAAAAAAGAGGGGAUGAGGUUAUUGCAGAAAAAGAACAGCAUAAAGCUCUGAUGGAAGAAAAGUUUCAAAAACAAGAGGAAAGGGCUCAUGAAAUGUUUGUAGAACUAGAGACUCUGAGUCAGGAACUUCGCAAGAUGAAGCAGCAGAAACUCCAUGCUGAAUCAUGUAUAGAAAAGCUUACAGAAGAGGGAAGAGUACUUGCAGCCAGUCUCACAGAAGAACGAGAUCGGGCCCAGUUACAACUCGUGGUAGUAAGGAAAGCCAAAGAUGAAGCUGAGCUGGAACUACAGCGGAUCAUUGCAGAACAUGAGAGUAAAAUAUCUCAGUUAAAGACUGGCUUGAAGAACAUCCAAGAUGGACACCAGAAAGAGCUAGAGGCUUUGCAGACAGAGAAAGAGCAGAUCUUCUCAGCCAACCAGUCCCUCCAGAAUGAGUGCCAGAGCCUACAUGUAAUGAUAAAGGGGCAACAGGAAGAACUAAAUGUGCUCAAGGCUGACCUGCAGAACACCAAAGAAGGGCACAAGACAGAAAUGGAUAUCUUGAUCAACGAGAAGGAGCAUCUUUGCUCUGUCAACCAGUCACUCCAGAAUGAGUGCCAGAGCUUGCAAGCAGACAUCAAGCGGCAACAGGAGGAACUAAAUGUGCUCAAGGCUGACCUGCAGAACACCAAAGAAGGGCACAAGACAGAAAUUAAUAUUUUGAUCAACGAGAAGGAGCAUCUGUCCUCCGCCAACCAGUCCCUCCAAAUUGAGUGCCAGAACUUGCAAGCAGAGAUUAAGGGACAACAGGAUGCUCUAAAUACCCUGAAGACUGAUCUGCAGAACACCCAAGAAGGGCACAAGAAAGAUUUGGAGACCUUCAUGAAGGAGAAAGAGAACAGAUGUGCUGUCAACCAGUCCCUCCAGAAUGAGUGCCAGACCCUGCAGGCAGAGAUCAAAGGGCAACAGGAGGAACUAAAUAUGCUCAAGGCUGACCUGCAGAACACCAAAGAAGGGCACAAGACAGAAAUGGAUAUCUUGAUCAACGAGAAGGAGCAUCUUUGCUCUGUCAACCAGUCACUCCAGAAUGAGUGCCAGAGCUUGCAAGCAGACAUCAAGCGGCAACAGGAGGAACUAAAUGUGCUCAAGGCUGACCUGCAGAACACCAAAGAAGGGCACAAGACAGAAAUUAAUAUUUUGAUCAACGAGAAGGAGCAUCUGUCCUCCGCCAACCAGUCCCUCCAAAUUGAGUGCCAGAACUUGCAAACAGAGAUUAAGGGACAACAGGAUGCUCUAAAUACCCUGAAGACUGAUCUGCAGAACACCCAAGAAGGGCACAAGAAAGAUUUGGAGACCUUCAUGAAGGAGAAAGAGAACAGAUGUGCUGUCAACCAGUCCCUCCAGAAUGAGUGCCAGACCCUGCAGGCAGAGAUCAAAGGGCAACAGGAGGAACUAAAUGUGCUCAAGGCUGACCUGCAGAACACCAAAGAAGGGCACAAGACAGAAAUUAAUAUUUUGAUCAACGAGAAGGAGCAUCUGUCCUCCGCCAACCAGUCCCUCCAAAUUGAGUGCCAGAACUUGCAAACAGAGAUUAAGGGACAACAGGAUGCUCUAAAUACCCUGAAGACUGAUCUGCAGAACACCCAAGAAGGGCACAAGACAGAAAUCGAUAUCUUGAUCAACGAGAAGGAGCAUCUGUCCUCAGUCAACCAGUCCCUCCAGAAUGAAAGCAAGAACUUGCAGGCAGAGAUCAAGGGGCAACAGGAUGCUCUAAAUACCCUGAAGACUGAUCUGCAGAACACCCAAGAAGGGCACAAGAAAGAUUUGGAGACCUUCAUGAAGGAGAAAGAGAACAGAUGUGCUGUCAACCAGUCCCUCCAGAAUGAGUGCCAGACCCUGCAGGCAGAGAUCAAAGGGCAACAGGAGGAACUAAAUAUGCUCAAGGCUGACCUGCAGAACACCAAAGAAGGGCACAAGACAGAAAUGGAUAUCUUGAUCAACGAGAAGGAGCAUCUUUGCUCUGUCAACCAGUCACUCCAGAAUGAGUGCCAGAGCUUGCAAGCAGACAUCAAGCGGCAACAGGAGGAACUAAAUGUGCUCAAGGCUGACCUGCAGAACACCAAAGAAGGGCACAAGACAGAAAUUAAUAUUUUGAUCAACGAGAAGGAGCAUCUGUCCUCCGCCAACCAGUCCCUCCAAAUUGAGUGCCAGAACUUGCAAGCAGAGAUUAAGGGACAACAGGAUGCUCUAAAUACCCUGAAGACUGAUCUGCAGAACACCCAAGAAGGGCACAAGACAGAAAUCGAUAUCUUGAUCAACGAGAAGGAGCAUCUGUCCUCAGUCAACCAGUCCCUCCAGAAUGAAAGCAAGAACUUGCAGGCAGAGAUCAAGGGGCAACAGGAUGCUCUAAAUACCCUGAAGACUGAUCUGCAGAACACCCAAGAAGGGCACAAGAAAGAUUUGGAGACCUUCAUGAAGGAGAAAGAGAACAGAUGUGCUGUCAACCAGUCCCUCCAGAAUGAGUGCCAGACCCUGCAGGCAGAGAUCAAAGGGCAACAGGAGGAACUAAAUGUGCUCAAGGCUGAUCUGCAGAACACCAAAGAAAGGCACAAGACAGAAAUGGAUAUCUUGAUCAAUGAUAAGGAGCAUCUUUCCUCAGUCAACCAGUCACUCCAGAAUGAGUGCCAGAGCUUGCAAGCCGACAUCAAGCGCCAACGGGAGGAGCUAAAUGUGCUCAAGGCUGACUUGCAGAGCACCAAAGAUGGGUACCAACAGGAGUUGGAUACCUUGAAGAAGGAAAAGGAUCAUGUUUCUUCAGUUAACCAGUCUGUCCAGAGUGAAUGCCAGAGCUUGAGGGCAGAGAAUAAGGGUAAGCAGGAGACUCUGAAAACCCUGAAAGCUGACCUGGUGAAUGCUCAGAAUGGGUACCAGCAAAAGUUGGACACCUUACAAAAGGAGCAGGAGCGUCUCUCUUCAGUCAACCAUUCUCUCCAGAGAGACUGCCAGAGCUUGCAGGCAGAGAUCAAGGAGCUACAGGACAUGCAAGAUGGGUAUCAAAAAGCAGUGGAAAUCUUGCAGAAGGAGAAGGAGCAACUAUCUUCAGUUAACCAGUCUGUCCAGAGUGAGCAUCAGAGCUUGCAGGCAGAGAUUAAAGGGAAACAAGAGGAACUAAAUGUGCUCAAGGCAGACCUGCAGAACACACAAGAUGAAUACCACCGAGAGUUGGAGACCUUUAAGAAGGAAAAGGAGCAGCUCUCUUCAGUCAACCAGUCUCUCCAGAGUGAGAGCCAGAGCUUGAGGGUAGAGCUCAGUAAGCUCCAAAAAACCCAGGAGGGCUAUCAAAAAGACAUGGAAACCUUGCAGAAGGAAAUGGAGCAAGUCUCUUCAGAAAACCAAUCUCUUCUGAAUGAGUGUCAGAACUUGCAAGCAGAGAAUAAAGGCCAGCAAGAGGUUCUGAAAACCUUAAAAGCUGAACUGCAGAACACCCAAAAUGGGUAUCAACAAGAGUUGGAGACCUUGCGGAAGGAGCAGGAGAAUCUCUCCUCCGAUAACCAAUCUCUUCAGAGUGAGUGUCAGAGCUUGCAGAAAGAGAUUAAGGGGCAACAGGAGGAACUAAAUGUGCUCAAGGCUGAGCUGCAGAACACCCAAGAUGGGUAUCAGCAAGAGUUGGAGAACUUGAAGAAGGAGAAGGAGAAUCUCAACUUAGUCAAUCAGUCCCUUCAGAGUGACUGUCAGAUUUUGCAAGUAGAGAUCAAGGGACAACAGGAAGCUCUGCAGAAAACUCUUGAGCAGUAUAAAAAAGAACAAGAGGCCUAUCAGAAGGAAAAAGAGCAUCUCUCUUCAGUGAAUCAGUCUCUUCAGAGGGAGUGUGAUGCCUCUCAAAGAUUGGGAGGAGAGUUGGAGUUGAAGCUACGUGAGCAGAAGGAAUCAAUCCUUAGCCUUAAAGAGGCUGGCCAACAGAAAGAGAUGCAGAGCCAAGAGCUACAGGAGCAGCUGAAGCUGAAGACUGAAGCAGUGGAGCACUACAAAGAGCAGGUGGAGAAAGCGAAAAUGCACUACAACGGUAAAAAACAACUGCUGGUGGAGGAACAGGAGGCACGGCAGGCUUUGCAGGCUUCUCUUGAGACCACUGUGGGUGAGGUGAAGGCCCUGAAGGCUGAACUGAAACUGUCCUCUAUAGAGCUGGAGAAAACCAAGGUGUCUGAGAAGAAUUUAUUAGUCAAGGUCCAGAGCCUGGAGACCCAGCUGGACUUUGCAGAUCGUCAGUUAAGAGAACAAAGGAAGCAGGCAGGUCAGGGUGCUCAGGUGACACACAGACAAAGUGUUUACCUGAAAGUCCCAGUGGAGGUGCAAAACACCAGCACUGACAGCCUGGAGCUCGAUCUGGAAGAUUCUCUCAAUGUUGGAGGUAAGCCAGCAGUGCCAGGUGAAUCCAGCACUCCAUUGGUUCGCAGUUCUGAGCGAUUGGCUUCAAAGCGACGUGCCCAGGAAAGAGGCUCUCUAGAGACUCUCUACUUCACUCCUAUGAAUCCCCGGAACAAGAACCAUGAUGCUGCCAACCACAAAAACAAACUGGAAAGCAGCAUCACAUCUCUGGGUGACCUCACUCUCGACUCAGCGAAAAAGCUGACUUCUUCCGUCCGAAGACGUCGCACCACCCAGGUCAUUAACAUCACCAUGACGAAGAAAACUCCUGGUGGCACUGGUGGGGAAGCAGAAGACUCCUUCUACAGCCUGCACACCACACAGUCCCAGCCUAACCUAGCAUCCCAAAAAACUCGCCCCGUUUCCAUGGAGAUCUUUGAGGAGCCAGGUGCAGCGAGCUCCAGCGACAAACUUCUCAGCUUGCCCGGGUACCGCCGAAGUAAUGUGCACGGAAAUGCUCCUUCACGGGCCACGAGCACAUUUUGUGUGGGAUCGGAGUACGAGCCAGAACACGUUGCUGAUGAUUGGAUGCGAAUCGCAGAGCUCCAGUCACGGAACAAAGCCUGUUUACCGCACUUAAAGAGCAGCUACCCUCUGGAGUCCAGGCCCAGUCUGGGAUUCUCUGUUCUUCCAAUAACUGAUGAGGAUGUCCGUUUUGGAGAUCCAGAAGAGACGAUCCGGCGUGCCUCUAUGGUCCCGAGUCAGCUUACUGAAUCUCUUUCAUCCCACCGACUGUCCCUGGCUCCGCCCUCAUCUAACAGAGACCACCCCACCUCUCAACCACAACGUUACAGCAUGCUGCCGGGUCAGAUUAGUGCAGGAACCGUGGCUCAUCGUUCGUCUCAGGUCUCCAGAGCUUCCACCAAAACGCAUGAGGUCCGCUCAGUCCGAAGCCCACUGGCCCCCAAACGACCUGCGAGUCACAUACAGGACCAGGACACCCCUGAGGCUAAGAAACUGGCGAGUUGUUUUCCACGGCCAGCAACUCCUAAAAACAGGAACCUUCGAUCUGCAGCCAGCAACUCUCAGAACAGACCGCCUUCUCCUGCUGACCGCAGACAGUCGAUGGCAUUCAUAAUCGAUAACACCCCGAAGAAAUCUGGCCGAGUGGACAGCAGGCUGCAGCGCGGCAUCAACAAGCUCCGCAACAGCGCCCGCAAAUCCCCCGCCGUCACCACCCGCCUGGCCCGGGCCGCUCCACAAGACCGACCGCAAAGAAAAUCCCCCCGAAGCCUCACCGCCAAAUCGCCAAAGAUCCCCACCAGCGCGAGGAAGCUGAUGAAGUUCAGGAUGAACACUUGAAGGGGAACUCCACCCAUGCUUCACAAUUCCCCUGUAAUCGAGUGUAUGAGAUGUGAACAGAGUGAUUCAGAGUCAUUUGGUGUGAAAUGGUUCAGAUGGCUUUACAGUGGUGGUGAUGGGAACCAGGGGUCGCCAUGACUACAACACAAAUGGACAUUUUAUUUACCAUCCAGAACCACCAGUGAACCUACAUGAGUCUUCUGAGAUUAUAUGGAAUGUUGAUGGAAAAUGGUGGAAAAUCUAAAAGAAUAAGUUUUCUUUGGGGACUAUUUUGCCUCACAGCUCCCUGCAUGUAUCCCUCCACCCUAAGUGGAUUGAGUGCAUCAGUUGAGUGAGCGUGAAGGUUUUAGAGCAUGUAAAGGCUUUUCUCUAGAACUGUAUGCCCAUAUCAAGAACCGUUUAGGACCUUAUUUGAGCACAUUUCAGGUCACUGAUUCGUACAGCUCAAUUAUAAUAAUUGUAUUUAUGGAUCAGUUUUAUGUGUAAUUGCUCAUAAUACUUUAUGGCUGUAGAAUGUAAUACAAGUUAUUUUUGUUAGGAUCAUAUUUGUCUCGCUUUGAUUGCGAGUAUAUCUGGGUCUCAGAUUAAUCAGUUAAAGUUGAGAGUAACCCUCAUUGAUGAAGGGUUACAAAGCUCAUUUUAAAGGUCUUUUAAGGCUUCAGUCUCGCAUUGUGAAAUGUCAGUGAUUUUUGUUUGAGGUUAGG
This is a messenger RNA of Pygocentrus nattereri (red-bellied piranha), 8438 nucleotides long. RefSeq names its product nuclear mitotic apparatus protein 1 (gene numa1). The record is from RefSeq and is a predicted model, not a curated record. NCBI's taxonomy places the organism in Eukaryota, Metazoa, Chordata, Actinopteri, Characiformes, Serrasalmidae. The transcript is spliced from 24 exons. Bases 196 to 7734 code for a protein of 2512 amino acids.